Molecule: messenger RNA, 852 nt
Organism: Arabis nemorensis
Lineage: Eukaryota; Viridiplantae; Streptophyta; Magnoliopsida; Brassicales; Brassicaceae
Source: the annotation of a GenBank genome assembly
AUGAAGUUUUAUGCAAGUGAAGAAGAUGCAAUGAGUGACUACAACCUCUCCCAAACCGACUGGAGCCAAGAUAAUAAUCUCCAUCUCGACCUUAGCACCAACGAAUCUAAUGACGUAGAAGAAGCGUGGUAUGAAGAUGACUACUCAGUUUCUGAUUUUGGAGAUGAACCACGUGGUGAAGACUUCGAGCCGGAACCACCAGAUUGUAGUCUUGACGGUACCAGCCAAUACAAGUCGUGUGAAGAAACCGUCCCUCAAAACAGUCUAGGAGAGACUAAUCCACUUGAUGAACCAUGGAAUGAAGAUAACUUUGGAGUCGAAUUAAAAUUUGAUGGGGAGGAACCAGCACAACAGUACAUCUCAUUCUCAGGCCAUAGCCAAGGACCAAAAUCCUACAUAAGGUGGGAACAAAACAUGGAUAAUUGGUUCCGAUCUAACCAAGUCCCCGAGGCCGAGAAGACAACUUACGCUGAAGAAACUCUCACCGAGGAUGCGUUUAGGCAUUGGGAAAGGGAAGAUUACAUGAGAAUUGACUUUGAUGAACCAGCCUAUUCUUGGGAAGACAUGAAGAAGAUCAUGAAUGUAGAGUUUGUGAAGGAUGCUGAAGCCAACAAACAAUACUACGUGAAGAUCGAUUCGAACCCCAAGCCAAGGAGAUGGAUUCUAGCAACAAGGUCUUAUCAAAAAGCUAAGCCAAAGAAAGCUUGCUGUCCAGAACCAAAGAGAGUGUAUCCUAACAAUCAAGAGAAGAAGACAGCAACUAAACAAGUGGUACCAUCAAAGGACGUUCAACAAGUUCCAAAAUUAAAAGAUGAAGUACAAAAGAAGAGUUCGAAAUACAACAACUUGUGA